Protomyces lactucae-debilis is the source of this 2965-nucleotide messenger RNA. RefSeq lists its product as uncharacterized. The transcript has a single exon. The coding region runs from base 29 to 2965 and encodes 978 amino acids. Gene Ontology annotation, molecular function: DNA-binding transcription activator activity, RNA polymerase II-specific; RNA polymerase II cis-regulatory region sequence-specific DNA binding. Gene Ontology annotation, cellular component: nucleus. Lineage: Eukaryota; Fungi; Ascomycota; Taphrinomycetes; Taphrinales; Protomycetaceae. Gene Ontology annotation, biological process: regulation of transcription by RNA polymerase II. The record is from RefSeq and is a predicted model, not a curated record.
GUUGUGAAGAGCAGCAGACAGAGAGAACAUGUCGCAGCAACAGGAUGUCCAGCAGAAGCAGAAGCAGCAGCAGCAAACAGCCGCAGACCUGGACCCCAUCGAUGCCGCCGUGGUGCGACUCGCUCACCAGCAUGACCACGCACCCACCACGGCUAGUGCUCCAGCUGCUUCCACUUCACCCGCCCGCUCCUCCCUCGCUAUCCCCAAGAAGCCCAAGAAGCAGCAGCAGAAGAAGAAGAAGCAGCAGACGGCCGCCGAGCAGCAACAACAACAUCAACAUUUCCAGCCAUCCCUCGCAAACCUAGCCAAAGCGCAAGAUGUCAAUGCAUCCACUGCAUCUGCUACAGCUACUGCUACAGCUACAACAGCCGCCGGCCAGAAUGCAGAUGGCAUGCAGUCCCUCUUAUCCGCCAUUGAGCUCGAUCUCACAGGCCAAGGCGGCUCCUUCCAAGAUCGAGAGCGCGAAUAUCUAGAGCUCAUGCAUACUCAAUUCACAGAGGAGCAUCAUGAGCGCGUUGCCAAUGAUGAAGAAUUCACCCAAGACACUGUCGAUUAUGGCCUCUCCCAUAUCGCCCAUGCCAAUGCACAGGGACUCCAAACUAAUGACUUGCCCCUCAAUUUGCAGUUGCCCAUGCUACAGCAGCAACAGCAGCAGCAACUCUACCAGCAGCAGCAGCAACAACAGCUCCAUCAACAUCAGCAACACCAACAACAACUCGCGCGCAACAGGCAACAUCAGCAAGCCGCCACCAUCCCAGCACCGCCCAUCAAUCGUAAACGCAAAUGGCCAGGCUUCCCACCAAAAUGGCAAGAUGCCACAGCGCGCCUCACUCGCAUCCGUCAAGUCAUCACGCAACACCUACCACUCCUACUGCAUCAACAAUACGGAGCGCGUGCACCUGACCCUAUUCGAGAACCACGCUUGACGACCCUGCGUUGCACGUAUGCGCAAAUUGGUCAAAAGUCGUAUGGUCAUGAGAAGCGCUUCUUGACACCACCCCCAUAUUGUACCAUUUCUGGGAAUUACGCACCGUUGCUGGGAGACACACCCACAGCGCACAUGUCGGUGCAUGCUGAUAUCGGCUCACAGAGUAUCCUACAAACCGCUCAACUCGAUACAAAUGGACACAUCUACUUCAAGCAACUCCACAUCAAUGCCGGGUCUGUUGGGAAAUCCAAGAAAUUCUCCCUUCGUCUACAGAUUGCUGCAAAAGGUGCUGUCCAUCCAGCGCAUGUACCGUUUGCUGAUUUCGAUACGGAUGAUGUCUACAUCAUCAGUAAAGCCACCAAAAAGACCACCAAAACACGCAUGCAGGUGCCGAUUCUAAAACACGGUGGUCUCAUUGCCCUGUACAAUCGCAUCAAUUCACAAACCGUACGCACCAAGUAUCUCGGUGAGGAAUUUGGCAGUAUGAUUGUCAAGGCUGAUUCUUGGGCUCCCUUUCGCAUUGACUUGUUCUCACCCGGUGAACCGGAUGCGCAGGGCAAUAUCCCGAUUCCCUAUGGUGCAAAAGUCUCCCUCAGCAAUAUCCAAACGGGCUUUGUUUCUGAACCAUUGAUUGUGAAGCGUGUUGAGAAUAACUUGAUUGAAGAGCAAGAUAUGGGAUACCUCUCACAAAUGCAAAAACUCAUCUUUGAGCGUUGGUCACCAGAGAUGCAAGGAUCCUCGUAUGAGGCACAGGAAGGUACGCAACAGGCCGGGAGUGUGUUGGAUCCAUCACUCGAUGAGCAAGACUAUAGUGCGCGUUAUGUGGCUGAUCCAACGGUAGAUGAAGCUGUUGUGGAGGCAGAUACCUCGCUAUUGCCGCAUUACACGCUCCCUGCUUCUGUCAACCAAUUCGAUCAACCCUCCAAGGACACAACAGAAGCGCAAGCUAAGGAUGUGCCGUUGCUCGAUACAGAGACUCAAGCCAUCUUGGAUCAAUCCAACGUCGCUCCCGUCUCCACCACACAAACGCAACCUCAACGUUUUGGUACAAAACUCUACCUUUCUGCCUCACGCGCUCAACGCAUGAUGAAGGAACUGAAUGGUCAUCAAGCAGACCCAACGACAUGCUGGGAUCAUGCCUCAUUAGAUGAACAUGGCACUCCCAAAGCAGAUGAUCCACUCUGUUGGCUCGUGGUGGGUGUCACGCAAUUUGAGUUUAGUUUUUUGGAUUGCUUGGAUCAAGUAGGUGCCGAUGCUGUACCGGAACCAACGGUUGAAACGGUCUUAUCGGAAACAGUGCAUGAUGAGGCCUUAUUGCAGGAGGCAGGGAAGGAGGACGAUGGGGAAGCUAUCAAGAGUUUGGCGGCUGGACGACCGAAGCGUGGUCGUCGUGAUGUCGCACAAAUUGCUGAACCAACCAAACGUCGUCGUCGCGGUGAAAAGGAAGUGGAGGCAGAGAAGGUUGAGGACAAGGCCGCCGCGGCAGAGUCAGAGCCUGCUAUGCAACCAGAACAAGUGGAUGUCACAACAACCCUUCAACCCGAUACAGCAGGGACUGCACAGCUCUUACCGGAUGCAGAGCAACCAGUGGAUAUGGACCCUGAUUUCGCCGCAAUCAAUGGACUCUUGCCACAACAACCGGAACAAGCUUCAGAGAUUCAUCUCGAAACAGCCAUCACACCAUUCCCCGUCCUUGAAGCACGACCCAGCGUUCUCAGCAAUGGACGGUUAUUGUUGCUCGUGAAUCAUUUCUUGCAGCAAGGCAGUCAUCUACCUACCUUGGAGAUUUGGUUGGGUGCUGUAGGUCCAUUGGCUAUUACGCGCAUGACGCAGGAUACGUCCGGUUAUGAGACAAUGUCGGGGACCUCUUCUGGUUUGGUUGCCUUGGAAGUGGCCAUGCCCUCUGCACAGGAAAUGCUGCAUUACAAGAAAGUACCCUUGUUGUUUGUGCGGCAAGAUGGAUUGGUGUAUGUGUCUGGGUGUGAAAUUGUCAUUCAGGAUGGCGGACACUCCGUCAUGGAAGUCGAGCAGCUUUGA